CACUGAGAGGUCCCGCCUGCAGAGGUCCCUUAGCCUCCUGACUGACUGACUGACUGACUGGCUUCGGCGGCCUCGGGCCCGAAGUCGGGGAGCUGCCUGUGUGCGGGCGGCGACAGGAGCGGAGUCAUGGCCUCGGGUGGCUAUAAUCCCUAUAUAGAGAUAAUUGAGCAACCGAGGCAGAGGGGCAUGCGCUUCAGAUACAAAUGUGAAGGACGCUCAGCAGGCAGCAUUCCAGGCGAGCACAGCACAGACAACAACCGGACAUACCCAUCUAUCCAGAUAAUGAAUUAUUAUGGAAAAGGAAAAGUGAGAAUUACGUUGGUAACAAAGAACGACCCCUAUAAACCUCAUCCUCACGAUUUAGUUGGGAAAGACUGCAGAGAUGGUUACUAUGAAGCAGAAUUCGGACAAGAACGCAGGCCUUUGUUUUUUCAAAAUUUGGGCAUUCGUUGUGUAAAGAAAAAAGAAGUAAAAGAAGCUGUUAUUUCAAGAAUAAGUGCAGGAAUCAAUCCCUUCAAUGUCCCUGAACAACAGUUGCUUGAUAUUGAAGACUGUGACCUCAAUGUGGUGAGACUGUGCUUCCAAGUUUUCCUCCCUGACGAACAUGGUAACUUGACAACUGCACUUCCUCCUGUUGUGUCUAACCCAAUUUAUGAUAACCGUGCUCCAAAUACUGCAGAGUUAAGGAUUUGUCGUGUAAACAAGAACUGUGGAAGUGUCAAAGGAGGAGAUGAAAUAUUUCUACUUUGCGACAAAGUUCAAAAAGAUGACAUAGAAGUUCGGUUUGUGUUGAAUGAUUGGGAAGCAAAAGGCAUCUUUUCACAAGCUGAUGUGCACCGUCAGGUAGCCAUUGUUUUCAAAACUCCACCGUAUUGCAAAGCUAUCACAGAACCAGUAACAGUAAAAAUGCAGCUACGGAGACCCUCUGACCAGGAAGUGAGUGAAUCUAUGGAUUUUAGAUAUCUGCCAGAUGAAAAAGAUACUUAUGGCAAUAAGUCAAAGAAACAAAGAACAACUUUACUUUUCCAGAAACUGUGGCAGGAUUGUGAUAAGUAUUGUGCUAACUUAAAUGAGAAAUCAAGACCUGCAGAAGCAAGAUUCAUCAAAAAAGAAUCAAACUUCUUUCCUCAUGGUAUAGUUCGGACAGAAACGGGGGCUGCCAGUCAAGCAGAAUCCUACUAUUCUUCAACUGUGUCCAUUUCAAGUGGAUUUACACACCAUACGUCAGCUACAUCAAUGGUACCUCCAUCUUCUUCAAGCUGGUCCUCAAUGAUCCACUCCACCUCACGCUCAGUCAAUUCAGAUCCACUGGCUAGUUUUCCAGCAGGGACACUUUCCUCUAAUUCACAAGGUAUCUCAUCGUUCCUGGAUAUCUCUACUGGAAAUGAUUUAAACACUUCUGAUGCUUGCAUUUAUAACAAUACUGAUGACCUAAGCAGAAUGGAAGCAUCACGCAUGUCAUCAGCUAACAUGUAUAUUACGGAUGCCAACAUACUGUCUGACUGCUCUGUGAAUAUGAUGACAACCAGCAAUGACAGUAUGAGGGAAGCUGAUAACCCAAGACUCCUGAGCAUGAGCCUGGAAAAUCCCCCGUGUAAUUCCUUGUUAGACCCAAGAGACCUGAGAGAGCUCCAUCAGAUGUCUUCCUCCAGUAUGUCAGCAGGAACCACAUCUAGUUCUUCUGUUUUUGUUUCACAGUCAGAGGCAUUUGAGCGAUCUGACUUCAGUUGUACAGAUAACAGCAUGAUAAACGAAUCUGGACCAUCCAACAGCACUAAUCCAAACAAUCACAGUUUUGUUCAGAGUAGUCAAUAUUCAGCUAUUGGCACUAUGCAAAAUGAGCAGCAGCUGAAUGACUCCUUUGCAUAUGGAUUUUUUCAAGUGUAAUUUGCAAAGUUGAAAUGUUUGCAAUUAUUUUGAUACUACCUAUAUAGAUACAACAUUUUUUGUCUAGCCAAGAAUACAAUACAAAACCAAUUUUUGCUUAUUAAGGGAUAAUAAUCCAGAAACUUGUUUUACAGGGAGUAAAACAAUUCACUGUAAAUUUUGGUUACAUAGAGCAUAAAACAGUGUUAAAACAGUAUAAGCAUUGAUUACAUAGAACAGAAAGCUCAGGAAGCAGAACGUAAAGGCCUUUGUUGUUCCUCGUAUUUAAUGAUACGACCUGACAUGUAUGGUGUGAUUUUUGUCCUUCGUCUUACCGUAUUUCUCUAGUACAGACUUAUAAGAAUGUUAAAGCAAUAUUCCUGUGUGCUUUUUAUACUUCUUUUAUAAUGUAUUAAUGUAUCCGUAGUUAAAUGAACUAACUGAUAA
Messenger RNA from Ochotona princeps (American pika), 2313 nucleotides. RefSeq names its product REL proto-oncogene, NF-kB subunit (gene REL). Gene Ontology annotation, cellular component: cytoplasm. Gene Ontology annotation, biological process: regulation of transcription by RNA polymerase II; canonical NF-kappaB signal transduction; cellular response to stress. The record is from RefSeq and is a predicted model, not a curated record. Bases 127 to 1887 code for a protein of 586 amino acids. Gene Ontology annotation, molecular function: RNA polymerase II cis-regulatory region sequence-specific DNA binding; DNA-binding transcription factor activity, RNA polymerase II-specific. The transcript is spliced from 10 exons. Lineage: Eukaryota; Metazoa; Chordata; Mammalia; Lagomorpha; Ochotonidae.